CAGCAUCGACUCGCGUUCGCCGGCCCGACCGGCAUGACCGUGUCGUGGUCCACGUUCAACAAGCAGGACUCGCCGACCGUCUUGUACGGCACCUCGCCCGACAAGCUCGACCAGUCCGCGAGCUCGAACCUGUCGUCGACCUACCCAACCUCGCGCACCUACAACAACCACGUCAAGCUCGAGGGCCUCAAGCCCGGCACGCUGUACUACUACAAGGUGACGGGCACCAACGGCUACGAGGCCGCCUACCUCCCGACGUUCAAGUUCCGCACGGCGAGGCCGGCGGGCGACGACGAGAGCUUCACGAUCGCGACGUUCGCCGACCUCGGGCUCAUGGGUGAGGACGGGCUUUCGACGGCGACUGGGCCGUUCGGCGGCUCGGCGCACGCAACGCUCGAGCCGGGCGAGACCAACACGAUCCAGUCGAUGCUCGCCCUCGCCGACACGUACGAGUUCGCCGUCCACGUCGGCGAUGUCGGCUACGCCGACUAUGCCCUCAAGGAGUUUGUCCAGGGCCUGUGGGGCUCGGACAACGCCACGACGCAGCCGUCGCGUCAAGAUUGCAUGAGCGAGCAGUUCUUCGACCAGAUGCGCCCCAUCACGGCCGAGAAGCCCUGGAUGGUGUCGCCCGGCAACCACGAGGCCAACUGCGACAAUGGCGGCGUCACGGACAAGCGCGCCAACAUCACGUACACGGACGACUGGUGCCUCCCCGGACAGACCAACUUCACCUGGUUCGGCGAGCACUUCAAGAUGCCCUCGUACGAGAGCGCAGGACGCGGCAACUUCUGGUACAGCUACGACAACGGCAUGGUCCACUUCGUGUCGCUCACCGCCGAGACGGACCUCGGCAACGGCCUCGUCGGGCCCAUCGAGAACUCGACCAACAACGUCAACGGGCCGUUCGGCUCGUACCAGAACGAGCAGGUCGACUGGCUCAAGAACGACCUCGCGUCGGUCAACCGCACGGCGACGCCCUGGGUCGUCGCCUCCCUCCACCGCCCGUGGCUCACCAACGUCGAGCCCGACGGUCUCGACUACCCGGCAUGGCAGCAGGCCUUCGAGACGAUCCUCUACGACGGUGAGGUCGACCUCGUCCAGCACGGCCACGUCCACACGACCGAGCUCUUCCAGCCACAGUACAACGGCACCCUGGACGAGCGCGGUCUCGACAACCCUCGUGCUCCUCUCAUACUCGUCAACGGUGCUGCGGGUCACUACGACGGUCUCGACGAGUUCCCGAGCGACGAGCGCGUCAACGGGACUCUCUACGCGAACGACUCCGAGUUCACGUGGGGGCGCUUGACGUUCCACAACCGCACGCACAUGACCUACGAGCUCGUCGCCUCGCGCAACUCGAGCGUCAUCGAGCACUGGACCUUGGUCAAGCAGCACGAGCUGGAGAAGAAGGGCGGCGAGCGUGGCAGGUGGUGCGGCAAGCUCAAGUGCUGAGGCCGGCCGACGGCAAGCGCACUGCAGAUCCUUGUCGUAGAUGUGGCUGGCCGCAGUGCA
Messenger RNA from Rhodotorula graminis WP1, 1512 nucleotides. RefSeq lists its product as uncharacterized. The transcript is spliced from 11 exons. NCBI's taxonomy places the organism in Eukaryota, Fungi, Basidiomycota, Microbotryomycetes, Sporidiobolales, Sporidiobolaceae. The record is from RefSeq and is a predicted model, not a curated record. Gene Ontology annotation, molecular function: metal ion binding; protein binding; acid phosphatase activity. The coding region runs from base 34 to 1452 and encodes 472 amino acids.